This is a messenger RNA of Phyllostomus hastatus (greater spear-nosed bat), 3858 nucleotides long. RefSeq names its product pyruvate dehydrogenase kinase 4 (gene PDK4). Gene Ontology annotation, molecular function: pyruvate dehydrogenase (acetyl-transferring) kinase activity. NCBI's taxonomy places the organism in Eukaryota, Metazoa, Chordata, Mammalia, Chiroptera, Phyllostomidae. Gene Ontology annotation, cellular component: mitochondrion. The coding region runs from base 501 to 1739 and encodes 412 amino acids. The transcript is spliced from 11 exons. The record is from RefSeq and is a predicted model, not a curated record. Gene Ontology annotation, biological process: protein phosphorylation; regulation of glucose metabolic process.
GAUCCCACAUCUACCUACUUUCAGAUGCCCACUUCGGCUUCCUCCUAACCCCUUAACCCUCACAGCCUCUUGCUCCAGCACCAGCACACUCCGCAGUGGCUGCCACCAGGGAUCGGGGCCCAGAGUUUUUUCUCUGUCUGGGUUGGCCUGGUUCCAGGCUCAGGACGCGUCUCCAAGUUCCAGUGACUCCUCCCCGUUGGAGCUGGGGGGAGCGUGCGGGGGUAACGAAUAAAACCGCAGGAGCCGGCCGGUGGUGGCUAGGCGAGCACUGGAGUCUCAAGACACUUGUUGUUCUUUUGACUCACUGCUCCUUCUGACUAGCCGCGGGACUCCUCUGCUCCGUAACACCCCUGACCGUCAGCCCAGACAGAGGCGCACCAGCCCGCCAGCACACCCGAGCUGCUCGCCGGGACGCGACCCGCCCGCUCCUCCGUCGCGGACUCUCUCCCCUGCAGCUUUCGCCCGCAAGUCAGCCCCUGCCAGGUCCUGUGGGCAUCAAGAUGAAGGCGGCCCGCUUCGUGAUGCGCAGCGCCCGCUCGCUGAGCGGCGCCAGCCUGGUCCCCCGCGAGGUCGAGCAUUUCUCGCGCUACAGCCCGUCCCCGCUGUCCAUGAAGCAGCUGCUGGACUUUGGUUCGGAAAACGCAUGUGAAAGAACUUCUUUUGCAUUUUUGAGACAAGAAUUGCCUGUGAGGCUUGCCAAUAUCCUGAAGGAAAUUGAUAUCCUUCCUGAUCGAUUAAUAAAUACCUCUUCAGUACAGUUAGUUAAAAGCUGGUACAUCCAGAGCUUGAUGGAUUUGGUGGAGUUCCAUGAGAGAAACCCAGAAGACCAGAAAACAUUAUCAGAUUUUGUAGAUACUCUGAUCAAAGUUCGAAACAGAAAUCAUAAUGUAGUCCCUACAAUGGCACAAGGAGUCAUAGAAUAUAAAGAUGGCUGCACAGUCGACCCAGUCACCAACCAAAAUCUUCAGUAUUUCUUGGAUCGAUUUUACAUGAACCGUAUUUCUACCCGGAUGCUAAUGAACCAGCACAUUCUUCUAUUUAGUGACUCGGAGACAAGAAACCCAAGCCACAUUGGAAGCAUUGACCCCAACUGUGACGUAGUAGCCGUGAUCCAAGAUGCCUUUGAGAGUUCGAGGAUGCUUUGCGAUCAGUAUUAUUUAACAUCUCCAGAAUUAAAGCUCACGCAAGUGAAUGCCAAAUCUCCAGCACAACCGAUUCACAUUGUGUAUGUUCCUUCUCACCUGCACCAUAUGCUCUUUGAACUAUUUAAGAACGCAAUGAGGGCAACAGUUGAACACCAGGAAAACUGUCCUUCCCUCACACCAGUGGAGGUGACUGUGGUCCUGGGGAAGGAAGAUCUUACAAUUAAGAUUUCAGACAGAGGAGGUGGCGUGCCCCUGAGGAUCAUUGACCGCCUCUUUAGUUAUACGUACUCCACCGCGCCAACGCCUGUGAUGGACAAUGCCCGGAAUGCUCCUUUGGCCGGUUUUGGUUACGGCUUGCCGAUUUCCCGUCUCUAUGCCAAGUACUUCCAAGGAGACCUGCAUCUCUACUCUUUAUCAGGAUAUGGAACCGACGCUAUCAUCUACUUAAAGGCUUUGUCUUCUGAGUCCAUAGAAAAACUCCCGGUCUUCAACAAAUCAGCCUUCAAACAUUAUCAGAUGAUCACCGAGGCUGACGACUGGUGUGUCCCGAGCAGGGAACCGAAGAACCUGGCGAAGGAGAAAGUGGCUGUGUGAAGACGGACACGCGGGACACUCGAAGGGAUCAAAGUGGGUCUGUGCCAGUGCUGCUGCUUUCCGAAUGUUUGCGUGUGGGCGCUUCUUCCCUCAAACACAAACACCGGCAACACAAACUCCUUCACCAGAACACUGAGGGGAAGAGGAACAGAGCCCGUUUCUGUGACCCCGCAGAGCACAGAGCGGGACGACAGGAGUUCACAGAUGGCCAGCUCUUCAUUCUCUCAACAUAGAACAAUGCUUGAGUUUAUAUCAAACCCAGAAGGAGAUGUAAGCCUCGGUUUUUCAUCUCUUUAUCAGCAGGAGUGGGAAAGGGAGCGGAGUGAAGACAUAAGCUAUCAAUCUCAAUGGACUUACAUGUCUUAGAUGUCUGGUUGACAUCAUAUUAGUGUUCAUUGAACAUCGCGUCAAUUAUACCAGUAUUUUCCUGCCUUUCAAAGGAGCAGGGCAUAUUUCAUACUCUAUGGCCAGAAAUGUAUAUAAAUGCACAUUUUGUAUAUAUCUAUGUGCUCCAGGGAGGAAAAACUGGUGACUAAAAUAACAUUCACUUUGAAUGACCAAUGAGUCAAAACAUUUUAUUCAAAGUUUUGGCCAAGGCAUUGAGCCUAUGUAAAAACUUAGAGGAAAGCCUUUUCUGAGAAAUACAAGGCCUUUAUUAUGCUGCUUUCCCUGCCCACACAUCACGUAGUAAAAGAACACUUAUUACUGCAAGGUGCCUAGUCUCGGGUGAAUUUUAAAAUAUGCACUGAGUUCAGAAUGUUGACGGUUGGAGGGAGAGAAGAAUUGCCAAAGUGAUAACAAAAAUAUCUCUCAUCUUGUUUUUUUUAAUGAAUGAAACAGUGACCUAGAAAAACUGGUGUUAGGGAAAGAAGUCAUUCAUUCAGAACCUAACUCAGAAAGAAGGGCCGUUCUCCGCCCUGGGGUGGUGGUAAUCCAAAGACACCCAUUCUCUAGGUUUAAAAAAAAUGUGUUUUUGAUAUAUUCAAUUGCACUCUUUACACUCCCGCAUUAACGUGUCUGUAGAAAAAAACUUUAAUUAUCAAAUGACUCAAGGACAUUAGAAUUUAAAUAUUUCUUGGAGUGUUUUUAACAAGUAGCCUGGAAGUAAGAGGAUUUCAUGUCAGAUGUUUUCUUGGUGAAUCAUGGAGACUGAGAGUUAGGGAAUGAAAGCUGAACUGCACAUGGAACUUUGGGGAGUACAGGUGUAAUAUGCAGGUUGACAGGGUAGUCUUGUACACUACUCUUAGAGAAGGAAUGAAAAGACGAAAGAAGGAAGGAAGGAGGAAAGAAGGAAGAACGAAGAAAAAAGGAAGGAAGGAAGGAAAGAAGGAAGGGCAUUUUGCUAUAUUUUCACAAAUUAUCUCAAGAAAUGAUCCAUAUUUUCAUGGACAAAUUAUUGGCAAGAGGAUGAAUUGGUGUCUUUCAAAACAGUAUGACUUCUUCCAACGGCUUUCUCAUUCUUGCAAAAGAAUAGGUUUUAAUGAGAUAAUAAACUCAUGCAUCAAAUCAAUGUUUAAACUGGGUUAUGGAAAAAACUAGACUUUCCUGCACUGGAAAAUAAUCAGUACUGUAUUUGUUUUGAACUUAACAUUUGUGUUUAAUAUUGUUACAGCCUAGUGUUGUGGUACUUCUGGGAGUGGCCAUACAAGCCUCCAACUAUGUUGUGAAUUUCAGACUUUAUCAUCAGAAGUCCUAAAUAGUGACUUUGAUGAUAGGAUUCUGGUGUAUGCAUUUAUUGAUUACACAAAACAGUUUGAUAAGUUAUAUGAAUUUUCAUUUUUUACUGAAAUGUAAACAAUUUUUGUGUGUAAAUACUUGUAUUUACCAAAGAUUACCAAAGCAGUUGGUUAAUUAACCCACCGUGAACUAUCAUGAAAACACUAGAGAAAAAAAAAUGUUGGUAUCUCAGUAACUAUCAGUUGUGUAAAUGCAGUUUUAUAGAAUAGAAAUAGACUACAUUGGUAUUUGUAAAAAUUAUGAAAGAGAUUUAGGAUUUUACUGAAUAGAUACUAAAUGUUCAGACCCACUUAAAUUAUUAAUGUAUAAAUUGUAUUUUUGUCUUUAGGCUAUGUCCAGAGAAAUGUGACAAUUUUGAUAAUAAAUAUUUUUAUUACAGUAA